UAUAUCUACAGUCAGUCUGUAAGAAUAUAUUGAAUUGUAGUUUCCUUUUAUAGAUAAAACACCAAAAUGAAGUUUGUAGCAUCAACGAUAUGUCUUGUUUACUUCAUUGUAUUGGUAAACUGCAAACUGGACAAAAAAGACUUUGGACCACAUUUGCAUGAAUUGAUGGAUGAAUCUCAUAACAGGUGCAAAAGAAUUACUGGAGCUAGUGAAGCUCUCAUCGAGGAAAUGACAAACGGCCGCUUUCCUGAAGAUAUCGCUAUAAAGAGAUACACUUACUGCCUCUGGAUGGUUGUUAUGGGAUUACAUGAAGACCUUGUUUUGGAUUCAAGAAAAAUGUAUUAUUACAUACCUGAUAUGCACAAGGAAGAUGCAGUCCACUAUAUGAAAUGUAAUGAAGAGGCAAGAAAAUUACCUGGUGACGAUCUUGUUUUGAAAAUAUGGAAUAUGCAAAAAUGCGUCCAGAAAACUAUUGAUGAAAAGCAUUACAUAUGGUUCUAAAAUUAUUCUUAAGAAAACAAGGUUAACAAUUUUAUAGCAAUGGGAGAUUUAAAAGUACUAAUAAAAAAAUGAUUAA
Diabrotica balteata is the source of this 577-nucleotide messenger RNA. The record is from the annotation of a GenBank genome assembly. Lineage: Eukaryota; Metazoa; Arthropoda; Insecta; Coleoptera; Chrysomelidae.